CUUCAGAGUGUUCGCAAUGUAUUCGUUCGUUGAAAAUGAUGCAAACACUUCGCGUAUUUAUCGGAUAUUUUAUCAGGUUCGAAAUUAAAAAGUUACGCGAAUAUAUAUUGGGGCAAACUUCUUUCGUAAUUGCACCAGUUAAUUUUGCAAGUGUACUAUAAACAAAUCUAAAUAAGUAAUCUCUUAGAAUGAAUACUUCAACAAUUAUCGGAAUAUUAGUGGUUUUACAAAUUUUAAACGUGUCGUCGUCACCUUACAUAAGACAAAAUUAUAGUUCACGUGAUUGUCAUGGGUUAAUCUGCCCUGAAAACACAUUGAAGUGCGUUAAAAAUAGCGUCAUUACAGAAAACAAAGAUGCGAUGAGGUCGCUUAUAUCUUGUGUAGGUAAAAGAGGUGUUGUUUUAAUGACAAAAAGUAUUUUAGAACCAAAUGAAAGGAAAGAUGGACCAAUUCGCUUACAUGUUGUUACAACUGUUAUAGAAGUUCCUGCUAAUAUUAAUAAAAAUUAUCAUGGAAAAAAUUACUAUUAAUAUUUAUACGAUUUUAUUU
This is a messenger RNA of Onthophagus taurus, 549 nucleotides long. RefSeq lists its product as uncharacterized. The record is from RefSeq and is a predicted model, not a curated record. NCBI's taxonomy places the organism in Eukaryota, Metazoa, Arthropoda, Insecta, Coleoptera, Scarabaeidae.